Messenger RNA from Gongylonema pulchrum, 648 nucleotides. Lineage: Eukaryota; Metazoa; Nematoda; Chromadorea; Rhabditida; Gongylonematidae. The record is from the annotation of a GenBank genome assembly.
AUGGCUGACCCGGAAUUAGCUGGCAAGUUGGAAAAAAGGCUUGCUAAGUUAAGCGCGCACGAGCCUCCCGAUCCAAAAUCUCCAUCACAUGCCUCUUCAAUUCCAGUACCUCCGCCACCACCGCCGCAGAAAGAGCAGACGCCACCGAUGCGUGUUAUUCCAGACGAUGAAAUCACCGACAUGGAUAAGCUUAUUGGACAGACGCUGCGUGCGCGGCAAGUAACCUCACAAAAAGCACCAGCUGGCUUAUCAGCCUGGAUGGAUUACAGACCAGAAACGUGCAAAAAAGAAUCUGCCGUUGCUCAGAAUCGAACUUUCGAGAAACCAGCAGAAGAUCCAGCGCCAGUGGCUACAGCGGCCGAUCACCUCGAUAACAAUCGAAAAGCCAAUUCACCUCCAAAGUGCAGUCCUCCAGUAGUGACCAUUGUACAUCACAAAAAUAGCCGUGGCGAAUUACGGAAACAGUUUAGUUGCGAUGAAUAUAUGCUCCAAAAGAAAGGAUUGCCUUUCGCGAAAUCUGACACGAGCGUCUUUUCGUUCUAUAGGCAUAUGAGGGCUUGGAUAUAUAUGUGCUGGAACACUACGGACCUUACACUGUGGCAGUUCCUAGCACGAUCGAAUAUUGACAAGCAUAUCCGAUUGAGUUAG